GUGUUUGCCCUGGAAUGUCAGUUUGUAGAAUAUAUCAUAACAGCUGAUUUUUUUUUUGUUUUGAUAAGUUUAUUUGUUUAUUAUUAAACACGGACAACUUGUUAUAAAGUAUACACUUAAUUAAAUCUAUUUUAAAGACUUAUACUCAUAUUCUUUUGAACACUUAUAAAAAUGAUUUUUCGGUACGGGUUGAGAUGUGUUGAAAAUAAAUAUAAAAAUAUUGUAUCAACAUGCAUACUAAGGUGCAAUCAUUUCAGUGGCAUAAGUUAUGUGCAGGGCCAAGAACCUGAACCAAAAAUACGUGAAUAUUUCUAUUAUAUAGAUCACGAAGGCAUGCUUUUUUUAGACGAUGCCAAAAUGAAAAACUUCACCUCUUGCUUUAAAGAAAAGCAAUUCUUGAAAUUUUUCUUUAGUCGAGUAAAACUGAAUGACACGAAAAGAUAUCGUGAACAUUUUCCGUAUCUAUCCUUAUGUGGACGUGAACGUAAUUUCAUACGCUGUGAUGAUACACCAAUUGUAUUCACACAUGUGUUAGCAGACGAUAAGGGUUGUGAUCGUUUGUCAUACGCUCAUGCCGCAGACCAGCUAACCACUGAAUUUUUACCUCAAAAUAUUUAUAUGAACCCCAAAACAGGUCGCGUUUACCAUCCUGCAUGGUCUAAAGUGGGUGGCAUUGGUUUGAUACGUUCGAAGUUAGCUAUAGAGCUAAGUCGUAAUUUUGAAUUCGUUAGCGGAGAACAAGAACCGCCUACACAUUUCACGUGGCGUGGUAAGCGUUUGGAAUUGGAAAAUAAUUGGGUAGGACAUACUCAACGCCUUGGAAUAUUUGAAAAAGAAGAGUGUAAUUGAUACUGUGAUAAAGUUAAGGAAUAUUUUUUAUUGUUUUGUUAAAUAACUAAAAGUUAUAUUAUAUUAUUGCUAACUACUGAUUAUAUCUUUAAUGAAUACUUAAUAUUUUAAUAUCUUUA
Bactrocera oleae (olive fruit fly) is the source of this 968-nucleotide messenger RNA. Its product is annotated as UPF0598 protein CG30010. The record is from RefSeq and is a predicted model, not a curated record. Lineage: Eukaryota; Metazoa; Arthropoda; Insecta; Diptera; Tephritidae.